Messenger RNA from Pocillopora damicornis (cauliflower coral), 1417 nucleotides. RefSeq lists its product as uncharacterized. Gene Ontology annotation, biological process: base-excision repair. NCBI's taxonomy places the organism in Eukaryota, Metazoa, Cnidaria, Anthozoa, Scleractinia, Pocilloporidae. Gene Ontology annotation, molecular function: DNA binding; alkylbase DNA N-glycosylase activity. The record is from RefSeq and is a predicted model, not a curated record.
AGAUUGGUAAUUGAACCAGGCUGAAAAAGUUGUCAAACAUCCUUCCUCCCACAUCCCCCUUAAAUUGCACCCCUCACCACACCAACCAAACCUUCGUUUAGACCUUUUUCGUUAGGAUACUUGAUGUUAGUUACACAACGAAGAAAAACUAAAUAACAACAUGGCGGCGCGUAAGGUUAGAAAAAGAAGUAGCAACGGUCUUGAUAACGCCGCUAAAACUGAAGAAGACCUCUCGGGUAAAGCUAAAGGAAACGGCGAAGAAAGCUUGUACUUUAAAAAAGGUUAUAAGAAUAUUUCAAACGUCACACCAAACAAAAGAGCUAAACUUACAAUCCACAAGAAUCACAUUAUGAAUCAACUUGGUAGGUUGUUUUACAUCAGACCUUGUGAAGAAUUGGCCCAAAAACUCUUAGGGAAAUUGCUUUAUCGCAUCCUUGAUAAUGGAGAAGUGUUAUGCGGAAGAAUAAUUGAGACAGAGGCUUACUUGGGUGUGGUUGAUAAAGCUUGCCAUGCUUAUGGUGGUAAGAAAACUGAACGGUGUGAACCACUGUACAUGGCUCCAGGAACAGCGUAUGUUUAUUUUAUAUAUGGAAUAUAUCAUUGUUUGAACAUCUCCAGUCAAGAGCCUGGUGCUUGUGUGUUAAUCAGAGCUUUGGAGCCGCUCCAAGGAUUAAGUUCUAUGAAAUCAUUCAGAGGGGUACGACGAAAGGAUGGAGGUAGCAAGCUGAAAGACUUUGAACUGGGCAACGGACCUUCCAAGCUCUGUCAGGCAUUUUGUAUUGAGAAGGCUAAUCUCAAUAAAGAAGACAUGGCAUUUUCCGAAAGAUUCUGGCUUGAGGAUGACAAAAAUUCUCAUGGAAGUCAACUUACAAUAGUGAAAUCAACAAGAAUAGGCUUAAAUUCCUGUGGACCUGAGUGGGCUCUGAAACCACUCAGGUUCUACAUAUUAGGAAAUAAGUGUGUAAGUGUUAGGGACAAGAAAGCUGAAUCAAAAAUCCUCCCUCAAACGUACUAAAGAAAAGUUUUAUUGCAUUUUAUCUUUCCCCAAUUUGCUGUUGAUCGAGGUGCUGGGCUCAGUUUUAAUACCAAACUUUUUCCACAGCUGAACCUAAUGCCUUGAAUUCACUCUUGGAGUGAAAGAGCUCAGCAGUUUCUGGGAUGAAGAAUAUUUGUUGAGAUUGCAUUAUGUACAAAGGAGUGACAUAAAGAGUAAACAUAGACUUAGGUGUAGUAGGUAUACUAGGCUCGUAUGAAAUAAAUUAUUGAGUGGAAAAAAAAAGAAAAUCAAAAAUUGUUCUGAGCUGACUAGUGUAUGCUAAAUUAUCCUUAAUCUUCUUCUCUGUAUCUAAAAAUAAUUGAUUAAAAAUGGACUCAGAAAGCCAGAUUUAAUUUGGCGGGACUGUAACCAUAUAGUCAU